Cimex lectularius (bed bug) is the source of this 1022-nucleotide messenger RNA. RefSeq names its product protein takeout-like. The record is from RefSeq and is a predicted model, not a curated record. NCBI's taxonomy places the organism in Eukaryota, Metazoa, Arthropoda, Insecta, Hemiptera, Cimicidae. Bases 85 to 828 code for a protein of 247 amino acids. The transcript has 6 exons.
UCCAUUGGGAAGAGAUUUGGACUUAAUGGAAUAUAAAUUGACUCCCGUUUCAGAAGAUUAGUCGAAUUCUUGGAGGUCUUCAGCAUGUUCAUUGUGGCUCUCUUUAUAGGUUUCUGGCUGUUCGCCGAUGCAGCAAAAUUGCCUACCAUAUUUCACAAGUGUGCACGGACAGAUCCACAUUUCCAACAUUGUCUCCAGUUAGCAAUAGAAGAUGCGUUUCACAAGCUAGCGGCAGGCUAUCCUAAACUUGGACUGACUCCCUUGGAACCCCUUGUCAUUCCAGUAUUAGAUAUCGGCAGAGGAAAUGUACCAUUAAAUAUAAAUAUGACAUUUCGUAACGUUGAAAUUGGUGGUAUCACAACAAUUAAUAUUACAAAACAGGCAACUGACAUUGAUGCUUAUAAAUCAGAAUAUCAUACUUUCAACAAAAAACUCAUUUUGGAAGGAGAUUACGAAGUAGAUGGGAAAAUCUUACUAAUUCCAAUCAGAGGAAAAGGAAAAGCUCACAUUGAAUUACAAAAUGUCAAAGGGGUUUUAAAGCUUAAAGGAAAUAAAAAGGCCAGAGGGAGGCACACGUAUUUUGAUCUUGAGAAGUUCGAUUACAAAUUCAGCCCAUCGAACAUGGUCAUAAAAUUCGACACGUUCAACAGUGACAAAAAGUUAAACAAUGUUAUGAACAGAAUUCUCAACAAAUACUGGAGAGAAGUUCUUUGGGAAGUAAAACCUGGGUUUGAAGAAUCUAUUUCUGAAGUUUUCAAAAACAUAGCAUCCAAUCUCUUCAAUCGAGUUCCACUUGAAGAAAUUUAUCCAGAAAAAAUAAUUAAUUAAAUGUAAAACCAUGCCAGUUGUCUUAAAUAAUUGCUAAUGUUUUUAAGGUGUCAUUUGUACAGGUAAUUUAUCCAGUGUGAUAAACAUUAUUUUAAUUGUCUUUUGUUGCCUAUGGACAAAAUAAUUAAAGUCUAUUUGUUAACUGCUGAAAUUAUGUAUAAAUACAUGAACAGAGACUUGAUUUGGAACAAGAA